Molecule: messenger RNA, 2688 nt
Organism: Penicillium canariense
Lineage: Eukaryota; Fungi; Ascomycota; Eurotiomycetes; Eurotiales; Aspergillaceae
Product: putative SNF2 family helicase/ATPase PasG
Exons: 4
Coding region: 1-2688 (895 amino acids)
Biological process (GO): negative regulation of gene expression via chromosomal CpG island methylation; pericentric heterochromatin formation; DNA methylation-dependent constitutive heterochromatin formation
Cellular component (GO): nucleus; pericentric heterochromatin
Molecular function (GO): ATP binding; ATP-dependent chromatin remodeler activity; chromatin binding
Source: RefSeq, a predicted model, not a curated record
AUGUCAGCUGCUGACUCGCCCAUCACGCCUACCGAUUCCCGGGGUGGGACGAUCCAACCCGAAUCGACCGUUCCCUCUUCUCCGAUGACCGAACCUGCCAACCAGGACCCGAAAGGACCCUCGGCGAAGGAAACAGGUGUGGAAGAUCAUGCAGCCAGGAAGGAUAAUACAAACGCCCCAAAUGGCGAGUCGGCGGGUGCAGGAGAAGAGGUAGACGACACGGAGGGCAUGGAUACCAAAGCCAAGGCCCUGAUGCAUCUUCUAAAAACCAGUUCGGUCUUUGUAGCCAUUAUGUCGGAUAAGAUGAAGAAACAACAGGAGGAGGCUCGACAACGGGCGGCGAAGCAGAAACAGGAGAUAGCCGAGCAAAAGACGAAACCGGAUACGGCCGCUGGCGCUCGACGUGAGACUCGAAAUCGAAACAAGGAGACAACUGCAGCUGAAGAUACUUCUACCGGGAAUGAAUCAGCUGUGGGGAGGACAAGAGGGCGUUCGCGCAAGAGCGGGGCAAAUGGGAGCACCAUCUCCAGCUACUUCAAGAAAGCCGAUGUCAAAGUCACCGAGGACAACCCCACAGUGCAGGAGGCGCUCGAACAGGCUGCAGAGGAUUAUGAGGCCAACCCGACUGCGCUUGGUGGGCAGGAGCUCGUCGCCACUCAGCAGCCCGCUCUAGUGACCGGCGGCAAGAUGCGCACCUACCAACUUGAGGGGCUCGAAUGGAUGAAGACUCUCUGGAUGAAUGGGCUUUGUGGAAUUCUCGCGGACGAGAUGGGACUGGGAAAGACCGUCCAGGCAAUUUCAAUGAUUGCUUUUUUAAAAGAGAACAAUGUUUCGGGCCCUUACCUCAUUGCAGCACCACUUAGUACCUUGAGCAACUGGAUCGACGAGUUCAAGAGAUGGACUCCCGACAUCGAGACUGUUCUCUAUCACGGUACCAAAGAGGAGCGUGCCACCCUUCGGAGUAAGUACAUGAAACAGCGUGAUCAGGGAAAAAUGGACUUCCCUAUCGUAUGUACGUCGUACGAUAUCUGCAUCAACGAUUCGAAAUUCCUUGGACAAUACCAAUGGCGGUACAUCGUUGUGGAUGAGGGCCAUCGCCUCAAGAACAUGAAUUGCAAGCUCAUCAAAGAAUUAAUGACCUACAACUCUGCAAAUCGAUUGCUCAUCACCGGAACACCCUUGCAGAACAAUAUCUCCGAGUUAUGGUCCCUGCUGCAUUUCCUCCUUCCGGAGGUGUUCAAUGAUCUAAGAAGUUUUGAAAGCUGGUUCGAUUUCUCGUCCGUCUUAGAUGACUCUGGCAAAGCAGAGGUCAUCGAGCGGCGGAAGCGCAAUCUGGUCACCACUAUGCAUUCCAUUUUGAAGCCUUUCCUUCUGCGGCGCGUUAAGACCGACGUCGAGCAUUCUCUUCCCAAGAAGCGCGAGUACAUCUUGUAUGCACCGCUUACUCCAGAACAGAAAGAGCUCUAUCGGGAGAUUCUGAAUGGCACCGGGCGGCAGUAUCUUGAAGGAAAGGCUUUGGAGCGCCUGACGGCCAAAAGCUCCAGCUCCAGCUCCACCCCCUCUCGUUCUCGGAGCUUGAAGCGUCAGCGUGACAAUGAUGAAUCAGAGACGCCAACGCCAAACAAAAGCCAACGUACAAGCCGAGAUGGCACGCCGGCCAAUGGCACAACUUCUGCUCGACGACGCCGAGCUCCGCAGAGCUACAAAGAUAUCAGUGAUAGAGAGUUCAAUACCAAGCUACGCAUGCUUGAACAAGGACUUGAGGACGAAGAAGAGUCUGCUGAGCCUAGUGACGCUGAGCUCGAGGAGAUUGAGCGGGCAAACAAUCUCAAGCUUGCAAAGAAAGAGAUAAGCCAGAAGAAAAUGAUGAACCCCGUCAUGCAAGCCCGCUUGGCCUGCAACUCGCCCCACAAUUUCUACUGGCCUUGGGUGGAUGAGUCCUCCACAGUGGAUGAGACCCUGGUGUCUGCUUCUGGGAAGAUGCUUCUCCUCGAUCGCUUGAUUCCUUAUCUCUUCAAGAAAGGUCACAAAGUUCUUAUAUUCUCCCAGUUCAAGACACAGCUCGAUAUUCUCCAGGACUGGGCUACCCAGUUGCGGAACUGGCCUUGCUGCCGAAUCGAUGGCGCAAUUGCUCAGCCCGAGCGACAGGCGCAGAUCAAAGCAUUCAAUACCGACAAAAGUCACAAAAUCUUCCUGCUUAGCACUCGUGCUGGUGGACAAGGCAUCAAUCUUGUUGCGGCCGAUACUGUUAUUAUAUUUGACUCUGAUUGGAAUCCACAGCAGGAUCUCCAGGCUCAGGACCGAGCACACCGGAUUGGUCAAACCAAACCAGUGAUUGUGUACAGACUGGCAACCAAAGGCACUGUCGAGCAGACCCUUCUUGAAAAAGCAGAUUCCAAGCGCCGUCUUGAGCGCCUGGUCAUCCAGAAGGGCAAGUUCCGUUCUCUUCUAGAGACAAGCAAUGCCCAGGACAUCGAGGAACUUCGGAAGGCCCUCGGUGAGGAUGAAUUUGAGCGCUUUGAGACUGGCGCCGAUCCUGCUUCCAUCCUUUCAGACCAUGACCUUCGGAUCCUGACGGAUCGUAGCGAGGAGGCCUAUGCUCGUGCUGAGAAGGGUCUUGAACAAAGUGGGCCUGCCUUUGUUGCGGUCGAAACUCAGCGUGAUGCGGGUGAGACUCUCAUGGCUUGA